This is a messenger RNA of Sungouiella intermedia, 1470 nucleotides long. Lineage: Eukaryota; Fungi; Ascomycota; Pichiomycetes; Serinales; Metschnikowiaceae. The record is from the annotation of a GenBank genome assembly.
AUGUUGACCAUAAAUGACCGAAUAUCGCUCGACAAUGCCCUUGGAACUGUCCGUUUUAUAGGGUAUCUUGACGUUUGGGGCUCCGGAACUGUCGCAUACGGAGUGGAAUGGGACGAUCCGCAUCGAGGUAAGAACAGUGGGAGCCAUAAUGGCGUUCAGUACUUUCAGACUCGUGUGGAGGGUGCUGGGCUGUUUCUCAAGGCUUCCAAUAAGAAAAUAGUUACUGGUGUCUCGCUCAUGGAUGCCAUUCUCCGGAGAUACGCAGGGGAAGAGAAUGAACUAGCACUCAACGAGAAGAUUCAAAUUGGAUCCAAAACCGUGGAGAGCUAUGGAUUUCAGAAACUCAAUGCCUUGCUGCGAGAUAUCACGGCGUUGAAAACUAUCAUGUUGGACCGCCAGAACGUGCUGCAUGCUGGAAACUUGGGGAUGUUCCCCAAUACAGAGACUCUCGACUUGAGUUUCAAUCUUUUGGCCAGAUGGUCUGAGCUCGAGACCAUCUUGCAGUACUUUCCCAAGUUGAAGUCGUUGAACUUGAACGGAAACAGGUUCUCGGGGCCUCUAACUUUCCAGUUGCCGUCUCUGUUAUCUGAGAUUCUACUCGCAGCAUCAAAGGUGACAGUAGAUCAGAUAAACAUGUUGAACAUAUCAAAUUUGGAAAAACUCAUUCUCGCAAGCAAUGAUUGGACGCUGGGGGAUAUUGAGAGGUUGCUGCUACCACCUUCUGUGGUAUUCCUCGACAUCUCAUUCAACCAAGUUUCGAGCAUUCCACACUCGAUCCAACUUAGCAAUGUCCGUCACUUGAACAUGGGAGACAACAUCAUUAGUACGGUAUCGGUUAAAGAUAUAUUGCCCAACGUUGUCACUUUGGAUUUGCGGUAUAAUCGCAUAAUUUCCUGGGAAUCCAUAGACAAGUUAUCCCAAGUCUUUCCAAACAUGAAAGACCUCCGAAUUGAUAAUUGCCCCCUUUUUGCUAAUUUAUCAAUAGAAGAAAUGACAGUGGAGAUUAUAGCACGACUUGAGUGUGGAGAAGGCAAAUUGACCCAACUCAAUGGCAGUAUGCUUUCAGCAGAGGAAAUCAGAAACGCAGAGCUCUACUUCAUUUCAAAAGUUCGCCUGGGAGCCAUCUCUUUCACCAACGAGAGGCGGAUGAGGCAAUUGCUUGAAAAGUAUAAAAUCAGCAGCACGCCACAAGCAGCAACCGAAGAUUCUCGCAAAAUUUCUUUACAAAUCCAAUGUGAAAACGGAAUAUUCUUCACUCGAGACUUCUUGAAAAGCAACUCCGUUCUUCGGCUCAAAGGUGUCAUUUCUAAGAAGAUAGCCGUGUCACUGCUCAGGCUAAAACUCUACUUUUAUCUCCAUGGAAUAGAACUGGACGACACAAGGCAAUAUCUCAGCGACGAUAUCGCCAGUCUACAGAGCUACGUGCUUUCAGCUAAUCAGAAGGUGUAUGUUUCAUUAAGCGCAAGCUAG